AGACCUCAGUAGCCAAUCAGAAGGUCCCGUUGACAAUCAACUAGCAACGCGCUAAAGCUUGGCGUCUGUUGUUGUGUGCUAUGGUGUCCUUAGCUUAUUAGCAUCAUUAGCAGACAGAACAUCUCUAAUCUUACUGGAAGGAUUUAGGAUUAAAGACCUGCAAGUUUAUUGCCUUCAAACUGCAAAAUGAGUUUGACUGUCAGGACUGAUCUAACAGCGGAUAAAAGUAAAAGGAAGAAAAGGAGAGAACUCACUGAAGAGCAGAAGGAUGAAAUCAAGGAGGCAUUUGAGCUGUUUGAUACAGACAAGGAUAAAGAAAUAGAUUAUCAUGAGUUAAAGGUGGCGAUGAGAGCUCUUGGUUUUGAGGUGAAGAAAGUAGACGUGUUAAAGAUCUUGAAAGAUUAUGACAGAGAAGGAACUGGAAAAAUAAAGUUUGAUGAUUUUAAGGAAGUGGUGACAGACAUGAUACUGGACCGAGACCCAAAAGAGGAAAUCCUAAAGGCCUUUAAGUUGUUCGACGACGAUGAAACGGGAAAAAUCAGCCUGAGAAACUUGCGGCGAGUGGCCCGAGAGCUCGGAGAAGACAUGAGUGAUGAAGACCUGCGGGCCAUGAUCGAUGAAUUCGACGGUGACGGGGAUGGAGAGAUUAAUCAAGAGGAGUUUGUCUCGAUCAUGACUGAAGACUCAUGAGGAGCUAUCAGGAAAUGUUCAAUGAAGAUCCGGUUUCACAUUCAUCGAUGUAGGAGCUCAUCGAUCAGAUAGGAGUUUGUUCUUAUUUGUGGACAGUAAACCUCAGUUCCCCCAAACAUUUUAGGACAUUUUUCGUUUUUCUCAUUAAGUAAUAACAUAGUCUCGGACCCUGAGAAAGUGAAGAUGGUUUUAAACUGGUGGGUUGCAGCACAGAACUGGGUUGCAGAUCUUUGCAGUCAAUGUCUUACAAACUGAACAACUGGUUAAAAAAAAAUAUCACACACACACAAUAACAAUGGGUUUUAGUAAAAUAAAUUGAAUUUGUUUAUUUCAGUUUGAUUCAACAACAUUGGUAGCACUUGGGAUCGCCGUUUGAUAUACAAUGUUAUGUCAGGGGCAAAACUAGUUAACCUGUAUAAUGAAUGUUACUGAUAGCUGUAGUACUAAAGGGUACAAGUCGUUUAUCAUUAAAAAAUGCUUUCGGUCUGA
Messenger RNA from Misgurnus anguillicaudatus (oriental weatherfish), 1179 nucleotides. RefSeq names its product centrin 3 (gene cetn3). Lineage: Eukaryota; Metazoa; Chordata; Actinopteri; Cypriniformes; Cobitidae. Gene Ontology annotation, molecular function: calcium ion binding. Gene Ontology annotation, cellular component: myosin II complex. The record is from RefSeq and is a predicted model, not a curated record.